This is a messenger RNA of Leucoraja erinaceus (little skate), 1938 nucleotides long. It is a transcript of the gene wipi1, whose product is annotated as WD repeat domain, phosphoinositide interacting 1. The coding region runs from base 131 to 1477 and encodes 448 amino acids. The record is from RefSeq and is a predicted model, not a curated record. Gene Ontology annotation, molecular function: phosphatidylinositol-3-phosphate binding; protein binding; phosphatidylinositol-3,5-bisphosphate binding. Gene Ontology annotation, biological process: autophagy of mitochondrion; nucleophagy; protein localization to phagophore assembly site. NCBI's taxonomy places the organism in Eukaryota, Metazoa, Chordata, Chondrichthyes, Rajiformes, Rajidae. Gene Ontology annotation, cellular component: cytosol; extrinsic component of membrane; phagophore assembly site membrane. The transcript has 12 exons.
GCGUCGGCUCGUGAUCGGGGAGGCGACAUGGCGAGUGUCGGCGAGCGGCUGGUCGUCACUCUGGAGAGUCGCUGAGCCGGCGGGGCCGGGGCCGGGGCCGGGUGGGUGGUUCGGAUGCGGAGCGCUGAGGAUGAGCCAAAGUGAUGCUGGCGGAGAGGGAUCCACCAUCGCCCCUCUCUGCGCCUCCUUCAACCAGGACUGCACGUCUUUGGCAGUCGGUACAAACUCUGGUUAUAAACUUUUCUCUCUGGCUUCAGUGGACGGAUUAGAAGAAAUCUACAGAUGCACGGACACGCCCGACGUGUACAUCGUGGAGCGGCUGUUCUCCAGCAGCCUGGUGGUCAUCGUCAGCCUCUCCACACCACGCAGGAUGAACGUUUAUCAUUUCAAGAAAGGCACAGAGAUUUGCAAUUACAGCUAUUCCAACACCAUCCUCACCGUUAGGCUCAACCGACAGAGGUUGGUAGUUUGCUUGGAAGAGUCCAUUUACAUUCACAACAUCAAGGAUUUAAAAUUGCUGAAAACCAUUCAAGAUAUACCAGUAAACCGCACAGGUCUCUGUGCACUUUCCAUCAAUCAUUCCAACUCAUACUUGGCAUAUCCUGGCAAUGCCACAAUAGGAGAAAUAGUUAUUUACGAUGCAAAUAACCUGCACAAUGUUUCUGUAAUCCCUGCACACGAUGGGCCACUUGCGGCACUGGCGUUCAACUUCUCAGGUUCAAAACUGGCAAGUGCCUCAGAAAAGGGUACAGUUAUUCGUGUCUUUUCCACCCCUGAGGGAGAGAAACUCUAUGAAUUCAGGAGAGGAAUGAAAAGGUAUGUAAAUAUUGGCUCGCUGGCAUUCAGCAAAGAUUCCCAGUUCUUGUCAGCAUCGAGUAAUACUGAAACGAUUCAUAUCUUCAAGCUUGAACAGCCCAGCCAAAGGCCCCAGGAUGAGUCUCCAUCAUGGAGUGGAUAUAUGGGGAAGAUGUUUAUGGCAGCCACCAACUACCUCCCUACCCAGAUGUCGGAUAUCAUAAACCAGGAUCGAGCAUUCGCCACAGUACGUCUCAAUUUCUCUGGACAAAGAAGCAUCUGCACUCUUACCAUAAUUCAGAAGUUACCUCGACUGCUUGUUGCUGCCUCGGAUGGAUUCCUCUACAUUUAUAACCUGGACCCUCAUGAUGGUGGAGAGUGCAUUCUAAUGAAGAAACAUAGGCUACACAAUGAAGAUGACAGCUGUGGUUCUGAUAAAUCUGACCUGGCGCCUUCCAUCUCUCCAACAUAUGCAGCAACUGUUGCCAAAACCAGUUCAAUGCCUUCAGCAUCAACAGCAUCAGAUUUAUUCAUGCCGGGGGAAGCCAGAGUGAAAAGACGAAGAAAUUGUGAGCCUGAAAAAAACAGAAUUAGUAUCGUGAGUGAAGAUAGAGAUUAUAAACAGCACGAUUUGAAGAAUGAAGAGCCUGAAAUUGGUACGCAUGAAUUGGAAUCAUACUAAUAUUCUGCAUUUAAAAUUUUGUUUUAAAAAAAAGAGCAAAACAAAAUUCCAACGUUUUAACCUUGCGUCUGUCACCAGCUUUAGUUACUGUAGAGGAGCCAGAAAUGGGUGUGUUGCAAGGAAGAGCACAUGACUGAACUAAUCAAGAUUAGCAAUGCCAAACUGUAAAGAAAAAUUCUCUCUCUCUCUCUCUCUUAGUAUGGGUAUUUAAAGUUAUUAUUAUAAAAAGUUUUAUAACACAGCAUUUACUUUUGAAAAUGUCGUCCAGCAUGUAUUUUAUUAUGUAUAUAUCUUAAACACAUAUAAAUAUAGCAAUUAGUCUACUCAGGCGAUGUUGUCUCACAGCCAAGCAAGCUGCCCAGAAUGGUGGUCGAAAAUUUUAACAUGUUGAAUGAAGUUGCACAAAACUGUAAUGUUCACCAAAUAAUGUAGUAAUAGCCAUAAUAAAGUAUUGCAAUAUA